AUGAAAGCCGCCAGAGGCAACUCUGUGAAAGCUGAUCUGGGAGGUACAUGGGUUUGUCCCACACAACCGAAUAUCUUGAAACUAAUCGAGGAGUUUGGUCUCAAAGCAUUUCCACAGCAUUCCAACGGCACGAAAUGGGCUCAGUUGGGAAGGCCAGGCUGGAGACCGUACAGCACUAGUCGUCCCUCAAAAAGUAUACGAGAAUUUUCACUCAGCGAGGUGAUGGACUUGUGGUGGAGUGUGCGAAAAAUGGAAAAACUUGCAGAGCAGGUGAAGGUGGAGGAUCCGUUCGUUUGGCAUCAGGCCAGCGAGUUGAACGGGAUAUCGUUAGGGCACUGGAUCCGGCAGAACGUAAGAGGGCGUAGUGCAAGAGAUGCACUUGAGAUCGCCGCUCGAGCCACUUAUGGCGCAGAACCGACAAUAUUAUGGAUCUUAACGGUGAUGGAGCGCAAGCCAUGCGAGUGCAGGGCGGAACAGAACAAAUUGCCAAGCAGCUUGCCAACGAAGAUCGGCAAGGAUCGAAUCAUUCUCAACAGAGCCGUCGAGCGCUUCGAGGUGGACGAAAGCAGCGGCAUCACCAGGGUCCACACUUAUUCCACCAAUGCUGCCUGUGAAAAGAUCGUCUACACUUGCUCACAAGUAAUCUGUGCCAUUCCACUAAAUCAAUGUGCAAAGAUCUCAUUUUCUCCUCCACUGCCACACCUCAAGCAACGUCUGUUUGACUCAUGUAUUCCUGGGAACAUGAUCAAGUUCGUGAUCACCUUCGAGACUGCUUUCUGGAGAGGAGAGGGUUGGUCUGGGGAACUGAUCAGCACCGGUCGUACAUCGGUUCCAAACGAGGUGCUCCCAGUCAACUGUACGUUCGACUACACCUCCAUCACGGGGAUUCCAGCAUUGAUAGGAUUCAUGAACGAGGAAUACAUAGAUAUGACGAAGGAGGAUCGGUGUAACGCAGUUGUUCAAGACCUGAUGCGAGUUUUCGGCGAACGAGCCAUGGUGUGGAGUAGGGAGCCAUUCAUCGGUGGUGCUCCCAGCGUCUUCAUGCCUUGUGGAACGAUGGAAUCGUGGCUUACAACACGUGAACCAUUCAUGACCAUUCACUUCGCUGGAGCCGAAACAGCCUCAAAAUGGAUUGGGUACAUGGACGGUGCAGUGGAGAGCGGGUUU
Ostertagia ostertagi is the source of this 1167-nucleotide messenger RNA. The record is from the annotation of a GenBank genome assembly. NCBI's taxonomy places the organism in Eukaryota, Metazoa, Nematoda, Chromadorea, Rhabditida, Trichostrongylidae.